AUGAGACAAAGCAAUAAACUCCACCAUUGUGAACGCUGUGGGAAAGACUUUGCUCGACUGGAGCAUCUCCAGCGACAUGAACGCUCUCACACCAAAGAGAGACCUUUUCAGUGUGCAAUAUGCGUCAAGGCUUUUACUCGGAAGGAUCUUCUUGCUCGUCAUAAUCGACUGACCCACCGUGCGGGUGUUGUUCCGGCGCCAGGACCUCAGGAGGCGCCCUAUUCACCUAACUCAUUAGCCAGAGCUCUAGCAACUGCGGGCGCGAGCGACAUUGAUGGUCUCAUUCCAGACCAACCUCGAGGGGGCAAUCAGCUUGUCGGUAACUUUGCUGAGAACGCGACAUCCGAUUUGCCGCGCGUCCAACCGUGGACCGUGUCAGAUUUGUCAGAUCUGCAGACGUCUUGGGACUUUUCUACAGAUGAUUUCACGUCUUUCAUGGAUAGUGUGGUCAUCCCGAGCAAUCCCUUUUCUCCUUCAUAUCAGCCGAUGCCAACAUUUAGUCCGGAUUAUGCCGUACAUGAACCGUCCUAUGUGAGGCCGAACAUAUCUGCUCAGUUGUUGUUUGGAGGUGGCUUCCAGGAAAUUACUCCAGAUGACACCGCGAUGUCGCCGUUUAGCUCGUGCCUUCCAUCUCUACAGCCAGAGGACGACUCACCAACCCUUGCUCCACCCCGUAGCGCGAGCGGAAAUAGCCAGUUCAUCGUAACUACCGAAUGCCGAGCUCACCUAGAGCAAGAACUGAUUCAACUGGGAGAUAUUGUGCCUGAUGAGUUUGUCCUUCCAUCUCGACAUACUCUUUCUCGGCUUGUAAUCUCGUAUUUCAGAGGUUUCCAUGAGCAUUACCCAUUUCUCCACGCGUCGACCCUCUCCUUAGACAAACUCAGCCCGGGUCCACUCCUAGGAGUUUUUGCCCUUGGUGCCCGAUAUUCCCGAGAGCCAGAAAUGAGUACGGAUCUGUUUAGUGCGGCGAAGGCGGUCGCCCUGGAGCAGAUGCGCCAACAGAGACAGGCUGGGCUCACUGAGACUUUGACUUCAUGGAGAAAGUCUCAAGCCCCCGGUGUUCAGGGAGGUAACGAAAUAUCAACUUCUCAAGGAAAGGACAGUGCCAAGGACCUUGAAUUGAUACAAGCUUUUAUUGUUCUCAUUGCCCUAGCAACGUGGUUCAAUCGCGAGCCCGAUGCAUAUGAGGCGAUGUCAAUGCGGAGUAUCGUUGAUUCACUGCUCCGAGAGAGUGCAAUGGGCGACACCGAGAGUUGUCAGCCGCCCAGCUGGCGGGCUUGGAUCCGAUCAGAAAUGAUGAAGCGCACAAAGCUCGUGGCAUUUUGCCUUUUCAACAUCCACACAAUCGCAGACAGCGAGCAAGCGCGGAAAAAGACAACUAAGUCGGAGGAGGCUCCGGCAAAGUUUCAAGAAUCUCUGGAGCUACUCUUCGAGUAUCACUCAACGUCUGGGCACGAACAACCGGCUCCAUUCUCAUCUCUUGGUGGCUUUGGACUCAUCCAUGCCAUUAUCCAGCGCAUCUGGCUCUUCCGUCACACGCAAUUUUCACGUCAUCGAGAACGCGGUGACCUAGUAUUUUCCGAGAUCGCUCGAUCUCUCAGUACGUGGAGUCCCGGUUUGAUUGCGAAUGAGAAGCUUACUCGAGCUGCCUUGCAUUGUGCUCACGCACUGAGUAUCCCCGUACAGCUCGGUCUGAAAUUUGUGGCCAAGACCCAGGUGGUGUAUUGGUCUAACCAACAUGCUUUCUGUUCAUUAGAAUGUGCUGUGCUUCUGGCUAAAUGGCUCGAAGCAGUCACGCAACCUCACCUGAGUCUAGCUCGUACGCCCGCUGAGGAGAAGGUCUUGGUCUUCGUGGCUCAGUUAAUCAUUGAAACUGACUGCACGCAAAACCUUCAUGGUAUCUUUCAAAAGAGGACUAUGCUGAGUGCGGUGACCGUGAGAUUAUGGGCUGCACUGUAUGACUGCGAUAGCGUUUGGGAACUGGUGAACUUGAUCGGGCAAUCUUUGACGGCCUAUGCAGAUUUACUAGAAGCUCGCUACAGUACACAAAGAACAUUACGAUCAUGA
Messenger RNA from Aspergillus alliaceus, 2067 nucleotides. RefSeq lists its product as uncharacterized. Gene Ontology annotation, molecular function: zinc ion binding; DNA-binding transcription factor activity, RNA polymerase II-specific; RNA polymerase II cis-regulatory region sequence-specific DNA binding. The record is from RefSeq and is a predicted model, not a curated record. Gene Ontology annotation, cellular component: chromatin. The transcript is spliced from 6 exons. Gene Ontology annotation, biological process: regulation of transcription by RNA polymerase II; DNA-templated transcription. The coding region runs from base 1 to 2067 and encodes 688 amino acids. Lineage: Eukaryota; Fungi; Ascomycota; Eurotiomycetes; Eurotiales; Aspergillaceae.